AUGGAGAAGCGGGGGCUCAAGCGGUUCGGGAAGCUCUUCCACUGGAGCGAGUCUGAGGACUCGGAGCCGGAGAUGGGCGCGGAGACGCCGUCCCCCCGGCGGCAGGUCGGGAGCAGCAGCCUCCCGGAGGGGGAGCCCAAGAAGCGCUCAGCGUUCAGCCACUGGCGCCUGAAGAAGAAGAAGCAGCCGGGAGAAGGGGGCGGCUGCAUGUCCUUGUCUCCUGGGACCUCCACAACCAGAUACUCUGACAUACCAGAUAGACACUAUGUUGCUCAAGAAAACCAGUUGUCUUCAAUACCAUGUCCAGAUCCCCAGUUUUCUCAAACUCCCUCAGCAAUUUCAAUAUCUAUAACUUCAUUACCAACGUCAAGAAAGUCCAAAACACAGUCUCCGGAGUCUUCCAAAGAAGAGAACAAAAAAAAACCGGUAUUGGGAAAGCUUGGAAAUUUGUUUAGUACAGGGAGGAGAAAAAAUGCCAAAAAUUCACUAGAACCCUCUACAAGUCCAAAUAUUAAAAGUGGGAAAUCAGUUUCUCCUUAUAAGGAUACAGCUUCACUGAAAUCAAUAGAUAGUGAAGACCUAAAGAAAGAAGAAUGUACAAUUCCCCAAGUGCAGGAGGAAAGAAGUUGGAAUGAUCUUGCAGAGACACAAGAAUAUUGUGAGAAAAUAACACCUUUGAGUCACGAUAUUAUUACAGCAUGGAGCGGCAAGGAAGUCUUUUCCGAUAUUGAGUGGUCACCUGAUUGGAACAGUAGCACCGAAACAAUAAAAAACACAGUCUCUGAAAGUGACCUUACAGUGGAGACAUUGGAACUAAAAGAAGAGCCUGUUGUAGACAUUACUAAUUCCACAACACCGGAUUUCAUCAGAAGUUUGAAUAAUUUAUCUAGUGAAGACUUAGAAAAGAACAUAUUAAAUCAUAAACCACUAGUGAAUGUGCAAGGAUCUGCACAACCUGCGUAUGCAGCGUCAAAGGAAUUGCCACACAGUUUGAAAUCCAAAUCAGCUGAGCACGUACAUCCUGCUAGAGUUCUAACAUUAGAUAUCUAUCUUAGUAAAACAGAAGAAACACCUUUUAAUGAAUCUGUGACUUUUCUGUCGGGAGAAGUUUGGGGUGACACAGACACAAUGGAUAAAAAAUCUGUUACUAGGAGAUCCAGACAGAGGAGAAAAUCUCAGUCAUCUAGUGAGACUCUAAAUGGAGAGAGAAAUCAGACUGAGAAUACUGCAAAAGAAGAUUCUGCUUUUGGUGAUGUUCCUUCUGAUGUGGUUUCAGAAAAGCUAACCAACUCAGAAAGAAAAAUUAAAUCUCCUCAACAGACUUCUGAACGGAACUCUUCUACCUUGAGUAACCAGGACUUAAAAAUCGGAUCUAACCACAAGGGACUGCCUAAAACCGAAUCUGAGAAAAGCAAACAGCAUCUCCCAACUUCAUCCCCUUUCAGGAGAAGAUCAUUUAAAAAGAACCAGUCUGAUGCAGUCCCUAUUUCUCCCACUAGUUUGAAGAGUCCGGUAAAAGAUUCUUUACCAAAAAAGCAGUUUAUACAACCUGUGGCAGCAACAGAAGGUAACCCAACAACAAAAAGUACUUCAGUGGAAAAGGGAGCGGUAUCUGCACCUACUAGUGAAAACAAAGCAGAGACCUCCAAAGUUUCCUCUCCCAAUGAUACCGAGAACACUAUUUCUUUCCUUUCGGAAAGGAAAACUGAAUCCAAGGCAGCAAAACGUGUAAAUAGCUCUGAGGGAAGAGCUCUCUUGCGUACUGAAGGGAUUCAGAAUGGAGAACUAGGCAAAUCCACCGAAAACCAAGCAAAUUCCGAUUUAGACAGCACAAAGCUGAGAAAUUUAUGUUUGGAUGUUUCCAGAUCUACAGUUACAACAAAAAUUAGCCUUCCUGCCAAACCCAAGAAUGUAGAACUGAAUUUUAAAGCUCCUAAAAGUCUUGAAGACCUAGAAAAUGAACACAAUUCUCUUGAAAAGCCAGUUAAUAAAAUUAACAGCAGCAUUGCCAACAAAAUUUCCUUGUUUGAAAAUAAACGUGCUAAUCAGCGCCAGCAACCCUCUGAUGUCCCUGCUUUGAAAAAUAACACUGUAUCAAAUACAUUUGUUGGUAGAGCAAAGCUGAAAUUUGGAAAACAACCCCAGGAAUAUGAACAAACUGAUAAAAUAAUUAAUAAGCAAAACAAUCACGAGAAGUUACCUGAAAAUGUGUCACGGGUGAAAGAAGGCUCAGCAGAAAUAAAGGCCAAACCUGAAGAAGGCUCUCAAGUAGGAACGUUAGGUAAUGAGGAGGUUGAAAAGGCAGCAGAACUUAAGAAAGGAAAAGUUGCAGGAUCGCUGUUUAACCAAACAAGCAAAGCAGAUGCUAAUGGUUGCUCUUUAAGACAAGCAGAUGUAGAACCUACCACUAUUAAUAAAGACAGUUUGUUACCUAUAACUUCUUUACAAGACUUCAACAAAAAUGAAAUCUUAAAAGAUAAUGCUAAUAGAGCAAUGAAUGCAAGCUCAAAAUCCCACCAAAGUGACGAAAAAAUACUGUUAUCAAACAUAGAAAUCUCAUCUCCUUGUAAAGAUGAUAAAUGUCCCCUAAAAUCUGAUGUAGUUUCCAAAGAAUCAGAAUUAGGGCAGAAUGUGCUUUUUCAGAUACAAAAUGAAGGCAAAAAGACAGAAACAGUAGAGCCAAUCUCUACAAACAUGCAGUGUAACAAAGGCAAUUUAGAAAACAUACAAACAUUAGAGCAAAAUAUUACCAAUACGCAGCAAAGCCCAAGUAACACUGGUAAUAUUUCUCCUGGUAAAGAUGAGAGUAUUUCUGAUUCCCCUUCUGACAUGAAAAAGUUUACUGAAACUAUCAAAAACCUAGACAGUUCAGUUUGCAUACCCCAGAAGAAGAAAAGGCCAAAGCUUCCAAAUUCCCCUGCACCCCAUUUUGUAAUGCCUCCAAUUCAUGAAGACAACUUAGAGAAAGUAUUUGAUCCCAGUGUAUUUACAUUCGGUUUGGGAAUAAAGAGAGGAAAAACACAAGAUCUAGCACCAGCCCUGCAACUUAAAAUGCAGAACAGGGAUAGUACGGAUGGUGAAAUUAAGAGGUCCCGUCUGGAAAAAAGCGCUGUCUUCUCAAGCUUGCUGUCAUCUACAGCUAAAGGAAAGGUGUUUACUCCCUCUGUAACCUCAGUAAAUACUAUCACAACAACUUUCGCGACUGACUCCUCAGGGAUGCCUGCUUUACAACUUGAUGCAGCCAGACCAUUUGACAUGCCUCAAAACUCUGAGUCUCUUUCAGGUUUAAAAGUUCCAAAUUACAUGGAAAAAUAUUUGCAAACAGGAGAUGCAAAAGAAGAAUUAAAUUCACAAAUGCCAAACUAUGGAAGCACUGACAAAAAUUUCUCAAGCUUGUUAAAGUCUAGCUCAUAUGAACCAAAUAUCCGUUCUGGCUUUCUAGACGGAGAGGCAUUUUCAGGAAACAGCCAAAAUAAAAUCAAUCCCAGACCUGGCAAGAUGGUGAUAUAUAGUGAAUCAAACUCUCACAAGAAUGGUAUAGAAGUUUUUAAUGAUGUUUUGGAUUGCAGCUCUUGGGUGCUGUCAUCAGUGAUUUUAGUUAAAGUCAUCCGAGGAUGCUGGAUUCUAUAUGAGAAACCAAAUUUUGAAGGACCCUCUUUUCCUCUGGAGGAAGGAGAACUGGAACUCGCUAAUAUUUGGGGUGAAAAUACUUCUGAAGAGAAAGAUGAAUAUAACUCAGCUAAGCCCGCAGUGAUUGGUUCAAUUAAACAUGUAGUAAAGGAUUACAGGGUUUGCCAAAUAGACCUGUAUACAGGACCAGAAGGGCUGGGAAUUGUAACUUCAUUUUUUGAUGACACUGAGGAAACCGGUAUAUUUGGCACAACACAGAAGACUUGUUCUAUAAAAGUACAUUGGGGCAUAUGGCUAAUUUUUGAAGAACCUGGUUUCCAGGGAAUCCCUUUAAUGUUGGAGCCUGGUGAAUAUUCUAACUUAUCAUUUUGGGAGAAGAAGGAAGCAUACAUUAGGUCCUUGAAACCCUUGAAAAUGGGUGGCCGCAAAGUUGAAUCCAUUGAAGAGCCAAAGGUAAUCAUUUAUGAGAAGCCUUUCUUCGAAGGUAAACACAUGAAACUGGAAUCAGAAAUACUCACUCUUAUUGAGGAAGAAAAGCAAAAAGAAGAAUCUGGAGGAAAUAAGACACUGCCACUUAUAUCAGUGGGGUCCAUAAAAGUGUUGGAAGGAGUUUGGCUUGCUUACGAGAAACCAGGAUUUGCAGGUCAUCAGUAUUUGCUGGAAGAAGGCGAGUACCAGGAAUGGAAAGAUUGGGGUGGUUACAGUGAAGAGCUUCAGUCGCUGCGACCUAUUCUAGGUGAUUUCACAAACCCCCACAUGAUAAUGUACAGUGAAAAAGACUUUGGGACUAAAGGUUCCAGUAUUAAUGUAUUAGGAAUUAUUUCCAAUUUGAGAGACACUGGAUAUGGACUGAGGACACAAUCCAUACAUGUUUUAAGUGGAGUGUGGGUAGUCUAUGAGAAUCCUGACUUUACAGGAGAACAGUACAUCCUUGAUAAAGGACUGUAUCCCAGCAUUGAGGCCUGGGGAGGCAAGAAUAGUAAGAUCUCUUCAGUUCAGCCCAUAGUUGUGGAUACCAUCAAUAGCCAAAUGGGGAAAUUUAAGGUCCAGCUAUUUUCAGAGCCAGAAUUCAAAGGUAACAGCCAAAUAUUUGAGAAAAAUACCAAUUAUAUUGACGAUUCAUUUGCUACAAAGUCUUCAAAAGUUUUGGGCGGCAGUUGGAUUGCAUAUGAUAAAGAAGAUUUCUCUGGUAAUCAGUAUGUGUUAGAAGAAGGAACCUAUUCUAAUCUGUCUGCAAUGGGAUGUCCACCCCAAACAAGACUUAAAUCUCUACAUGUUAUAAACAUUGAGCUUUCUGAGCCAAGCAUAGCCCUCUUUGAAAAGAAAGGUUUCAAGGGGAAGAAAAUGGAGUUUACUACAGAAGUCUUAAAUCUCCAGUUUCUAGGAUACAAUCCUCGAAUAGCCUCUGUUCAAGUUUUUGGUGGCAUGUGGAUAAUCUAUGAAUACAGUAAUUACAGAGGGCGUCAGAUGUUGUUGUCACCAAAUGAAAUCCCAGACUGGCGUAAAUUAAGUGGCUGUCACCAGAUAGGUUCUCUACGACCUUUAUUACAGAAACGUGUAUACUUCAGACUUCGAAACAAGGAAACUGGGAACUUCAUGUCAGCUGAUGGAAAUGUGGAUGAUUUGAGUCUUCUCAGAAUACGGGUUACAGAAGAUAGUAGAUCAGAUGACCAGAUCUGGGUUUAUCAAGAUGGAUUCAUCAAAUGCAGGAUGGCUGAGGAUUGCUGCUUGACAAUUGUAGGAAACCUUAUAACUCCUGGCUCUAAACUAGGCCUAUCCCUCGAGGAGAAUGAAGACAAGCAAUAUUGGUGUGUUAAUCCUGAUGGCAGGAUCCAUAGCAAAAUGAAACCAACAUUAGUUUUAGAUAUCAAAGGGGGCACACAAUAUGAUCAAAAUCACGUUGUUGUUAACACGGUCAAUGAACAGAAGCCAACCCAGUGUUGGGAAGCAUUAGUUCUGUAA
Molecule: messenger RNA, 5592 nt
Organism: Emys orbicularis (European pond turtle)
Lineage: Eukaryota; Metazoa; Chordata; Testudines; Emydidae
Gene: CRYBG1
Product: crystallin beta-gamma domain containing 1
Exons: 23
Coding region: 1-5592 (1863 amino acids)
Source: RefSeq, a predicted model, not a curated record